Molecule: messenger RNA, 10799 nt
Organism: Hylaeus volcanicus
Lineage: Eukaryota; Metazoa; Arthropoda; Insecta; Hymenoptera; Colletidae
Exons: 11
Coding region: 2798-6928 (1376 amino acids)
Biological process (GO): monoatomic ion transport; transmembrane transport
Cellular component (GO): membrane
Molecular function (GO): protein-containing complex binding; monoatomic ion channel activity
Source: RefSeq, a predicted model, not a curated record
CUCCUAGUGACUUUCGUGGGGUCGAGUAACACGUGCCAGAGGUAACAACACCGGUCCAGAACCGGUGCUCGGCUCCUCCAGUCGUUCGCGAUCGGCCGAUUUAACCCGCGUAAUCGAUUCGUCUCGACCUCGUUUAAUCGGAUCGCGAAAAAAAGUGAGCGUCGCGAGUCGUUCUAGUCGCGGUGGUUGUUCGCGAUACAGUGAUCGGUUCCGAUAAAGGCGUUCAGACCGGUCCUGAUCGUCCCGAUCCUUGCGAUCGCGGCGAUUCGUAUGUGACGGUAUGGACAGGGUGUUCUGUGUCUGUGAACGGGUCUGGAGUACGCGAUGCGGAAGAUACCCUGGACAGCUGGGAGAUCAAAGUAUUAUUGGUUCCGGAGGCUCGAUGAGUCGCGUCGGGUGAUUCGACACUGCGUACCGAUGAUUUUCGAUCGGGGUUUUGAAUACUUUGUGUUUGUCGGUGAAGAGAAGGUUGUUGAGUGAAUACAUUACAGGGAAGAGCCGAGUAGAUAACAAUGUCGAAGAUUAGAGCAUCGAUUGGGAACUUAACUUUAACGUACUUAGGCUGUCUCCGCGGGGUCGUCGCCACAGAUAGCUCCAGAGUCGUGGAAACCAGGAAUCCACUCGUCACGUGUCUUUCGUUAACCUUCUUCGUUCUCUCUUGAAGGUGUUCCGCGACGUUCCUUGGGACUCGAUUCAUCGAACCUCGCGGAUCCGAGAACCGUUUCGCCAGGGUACUCGGUUCGAAAGUUUAACUUCUAGGUUCUGUAAGGAUCUUGUGUUGUGAUUAAGAACUAGGAGAGUGAAUCAAGAUCUGGAUACUUUCGAGGAAUUAACUUGUCCGUGAAGAGUUACGAAGUUGUCGCGGGGAUUCGACAGCCUGUAAUUUAUUGACAUCGAACGGGAAGUCUGUGAAUAUUCCAUGGAGAGGAAGAGGUAUCUCAAUAGAGACCUAACAGAGAUCUGAGUUUAGGGAAAGAGGACCACCAGGUUGGUCGACUCCAAGAAGCCUGUGAAUAUUCCACAAAGACCUAAUUCAACAGAGACCUAUCAGAGAUCUGAGUUUAGCGCAAGAGGACCACCAGAUCGGUGAAAUCCAGCCAGAUUGACCUAACCCAGACCUAACUAACAGAGAUCAGAGUUUAGAGGACGCCCAGGUUGGUCGAAUCCUAUCCGGUUGAUACGAGGAAGACGUCGAGGAACGGGAUCCUCCCGACCGAAGGAUCCAGGCUCGAGCGACCAAUGGUUCUUCGAAGACUCGCCGAACACCAUGCUCGAUCACAUCCUUAUUCCGGUGCCGAGGUGGCUGUUGGCAUAGAAUCGAUCAUAAGGAGCCAAAGGGGGGAGAAGACCCGUGGAAGACGUCCAAGCGAAGUGGCAGCCAGAGGGCCGAGCAAAGAUCCCGAUCUUUCCACCGCGAAAAAGGAUUUCACCCAUAGCGUUUGGCACGCUCGAUUUUUAAUGAACACUCGACCUUCUAGCAGGCGCCGAAUAAAGAGAAGCAGGAAGAAGGUGUUCAAGGAACAAAUGGUUCGUCGGUACAAGUGCUUAUACUGAAGUAGGACUCGAAUUUAACCAGGGGGUGGUUAGUCUCGAGGAUGGGGAUGCUGGACGUGAAAAGGUGACGAGGAACAUUGAACCUAACCGAGACCUAACCCAAUUUUCCAGCGUUAACAGGCGCCGAAUAAAACGAAGCAGAAAGAAGGCGUUCGAGGAGCAAAUGGUUCGUCGAUACAAGUGUUUGUACUGAAGUAGGACUCGAAUUUAAUCAGGGGGUUGGUUAGUCUCGAGGAUGGGGAUGCUGGACGUGGAAAGGUGACGAGGAACAUUGAAGUUCGCGCCUUUGAGAUACGAUGUUAAUAUUAGGCUGUAAACAGUGAGUGUUAUCAAUUUUGGAAGAGGAGUGAAUUAGAAGUAUCACUUAUUUCUAGGGGUGGGAGAUCCUGGAAACUUCCCAAGGGUCCGAGGGAGUGUGUUUAUCGUUUAUGAAAUCGUGUGUUCGCGACAGGUUGAGUGGAAUCUUAAAUUCGGUGUAGACCAGGAACGUGGACAGGAGUAAAAGAAGAGCUUUCGGGAUCGAUACUCCGAGUUCAUCGGGAGGAAUUCACUCAGCUUAACGAUACGGCUGUAAAAAGGAUUUCUUCCAGUCGGGCCGAUAUCUGGUUGCCUUUAAAACCCGGUUGAGGUCGUUUUGCAUAAAACGGAUACGUUGAGGGCUGUCGAAACAUGAGAGGACGCGCAAAGAGAUAGAACAGGACCAAACAGUCGCAUGUUCUCAUAUUUUUGAGAAGGGAAAGGGGAGCGCUACUCUCUCGUGACGUCAACGAAAAGAUAGGUGGUCCAGGUUUAUUUAAAAAAGAGUCCACGAGUAGAGAAGAGAAUUCCACUCUGAAAUUCCUGUUAUAGAUGGGAAAAUGGGAUUGAAGGGAAGUAUCGGUUAACGACUGGUUCUCAUCAGGAAAAAACAGGUGCUGGAGACAGAACCGAGACUCGUAGCAGACUCGUGCCAGACUCGAGGGUGGAAAUAAGGGUUGGGAGACGAGCAGGAAUUAAAGAAGAAGCAGCGACGGAGGAAGAUUGAUUAGGACGUCUGGAGCUGGAUAACGCAAAGAGAUAACGCGGCAAAUGCGAUUCGCCGGGGUUCCUCGGUCCUUCUUUCAUCCCCGUUGGAGGGAUUUUCGUCGCGGCGAUUUGGCUGCGUGGCGCUCUUUAAGAAGGCUUAAGUUCACCACGAAGGAACGAGGAUGUGCACCGGGCGGGGCAUCAGGCGAAUCGGACCCUUUAUCGGGAACACGAAGAAAUGAAGUUAUCAGUGUCGGCUUUUAGAGCACAGGCCAGCGCUCACAAGAAGAUCCUUUCCAACUAUCAGCAUCAGCUGAGUUACGGGGCCACCUAUCAGGCGUCCUCGGCCCGGACCCCCUCUGAUCCCGCGACGUUCCUUACUCGCCUCAAGGUGGAUCGUGCGGAGAACGAGGAGGGCCAGGGAGGGGGUGGUCUGUCGACGUCUUUGGCGGGCUACAGCGGUGCUUCCGGUUCGAGGAUGGGCCCUGGGCCCGAUUCCGGUAGCAGUGCUCCCUCUUCUGUUCCCCACUCGCUGGCGACCUCGAGGGACGACGAGGACGACGAGGACGAGGAAAGCAGCGGCAGACGAUCGAACGGCCACUCAGGAACGCGAACGAAGAGCAACCAGCGUUGGAUGAAGCUACGCACCACCGUCCAGCUGUCAUCCGCGAUAUCAACGAUCCAGAAGAAGCCUCCGCUGAAGCGCGAGGACUCGUUCCUGAAGAGAUUCUCCACCAGACAGAUCCCGGAGAGCCAGGAGACGUUGGACACGGGCGAGGGCGAGGGCGACGCGAACGACGACAAGGAUUCCAGCGGUCGUCGCCGUCGGCGUCCUCGACGACCGCAGAAACCGCCGAAGACGGUAGUGAAUCCCGACGAGAACUUCUACUACUACUGGCUGAUGCUUCUCUCGGGCUGCGUCCUUUACAAUCUCUGGACCCUGAUCGUGAGACAAAGCUUGCCAGAGCUGCAGGCGCUGGCGCCGGCUGGCUGGCUCGCUUGCGACGGUUUCACCGACCUGGUCUUCUUCCUGGACGUGGCCGUUCAAUUUCGCACCGGCUAUCUCGAGCAGGGCCUGAUGGUCUACAACAGCAAGAAGCUCGCCGGUCAUUACCUCAAGUCGAAGUCGUUCAUCCUCGAUUUGCUCGCGUUGCUCCCGCUCGACCUGCUCCAAGUGAACCUAGGCAGCAACCCCAUGCUCAGGUUUCCGCGGUUUCUCAAGAUCUACCGCGUUUACAACUACUACUACAUGGUCGAGUCGCGGACGGUUUACCCGAAUUUGUGGCGCGUGCUGAAUCUCAUACACAUACUGCUGAUCCUGGCCCACUGGUUCGGUUGCUUUUACUACUUGCUCAGCGAGGCGGAGGGAUUCCAAGGGGACUGGGUCUACCCUUACAGACCCGGCGAGUACGCGACGCUUACCAGGAAGUACCUCGGAUCCCUGUACUGGUCAACCCUCACUCUGACGACCAUCGGCGACCUACCCACCCCGGAGACCAACGCCGAAGUCGUAGCGGGCGGCAAUCCCCGGAGCCUUGCUCGUCGUGGCCGACUGUCCCGGCUUCUGCAGUUCAAGCAUAACGGAGGGUACGUCUUCACGAUAGUCAGCUACCUGAUCGGCGUCUUCAUAUUCGCGACGAUCGUCGGACAGGUCGGGAACGUCAUCACCAACCGGAACGCGAACAGGCUGGAGUUCGAGAGGCUGCUGGACGGGGCCAAGACCUACAUGAGACACCACAAAGUGCCGGGAGGGAUGAAAAGAAGGGUUCUGAGGUGGUACGACUACAGCUGGUCGAGGGGACGGAUACAGGGUGGCGGGGACAUUAACACGGCCCUGGGUCUGCUUCCGGACAAGCUGAAGACGGAAUUGGCGCUGCACGUGAAUCUCUCGGUGCUGAAGAAGGUCACCAUCUUCCAGGAGUGUCAACCGGAGUUUCUGCACGAUCUUGUCCUGAAGAUGAAGGCUUACAUAUUCACGCCAGGCGACUCGAUAUGCAGGAAGGGCGAAGUAGCCAGGGAAAUGUUCAUAAUAGCAGACGGAAUUUUAGAAGUAAUCAGCGAAACGGGCCGAGUUUUAACUACCAUGAAGGCCGGGGAUUUCUUCGGGGAAAUUGGAAUACUUAAUCUGGACGGGUUAAAUAAACGCACAGCCGACGUCCGUUCGGUAGGUUACUCUGAGCUAUUCAGCCUCUCGCGAGAAGACGUCCUGGCAGCGAUGAAGGACUACCCUGAAGCGCAGGAGAUCCUCCAGAACCUCGGCAGGAAGCGCCUGAUGGAGGCGCAGAAGGUCGCGAGAGCGUCUCGACAGCCAACAUCCCCUGGUCACGAUUCCUCGGACAACAGCACUGGGAAGAGGAUCGUGGACAAGCUGAAGAGCGACGUGAAAGGUCUGAAGAACGUAUUGAGGAAAAGCAGACGGAACACCAGGCCGGAGGAGAGUCUCGAGUUGCAACCACUGACACCAAAGGCGCCCACACUGAAGAGACAGCAGAAAGUCGACGACAGCCAAGAACCUUCAGCUUCGAACAUCCAGGAACCACCUGUGUCGCCAUUGGGAGCAGGUCUGCCUCUGCUCGCCAGGCUGAGACUGCUCAAGGAGAAGGAGGAGCGCGAGGAACGACGCAACCUGAUGGAAACUCCUGUUCACGUCCCUGAACCCCAACCAACGCUUCCGGACGCUCAGAAUCCGACCAAUCCGAACCUGCCCUUCCUACAGAGAAUACUAUUGUUGAAGGCCAAGAAUGAGCAAGAGGCUCAGGCUGAUAAAGAAGCGCUCACGAAGGAACCUCUGCUUCCCAAGAACGUCAUACCGGAAGAGGUCAAGGAACAGUCGCCAAAACCGACUCUGAAACUGCCACCGAAGCAACCGUCGACUCAGGUGAGCCUCGAUCAACCUACGAAGCCACCAACGACCUCCACGGAGAACAUCAAUGGUACCAACGUGAAGAAACCCUGGGCAAUGCUCAAAGACGCGUCGUUGACGAAUAAAGAGAAUUCACCCCAAAGGAGUCCUCCUAGCAGACGGAUGCAAAUAAGGCAAAGUCUGGUGCACCUCAGACAACAAACGAAGAUGUACGCGUCCGUGGACGAUCUAUCGCCGGAAUACUGCGGUCUGCCGUUCGUCAAGAAGCUCAAGAUACUCAACGAGAGGCAGAAGUUGGCGGAACUCGAGAGGGCCGUGCGAAGUUCGAGCCUCGACUGCGGCGAAAACACCGAGCUCGAGUUCGACGGGAACUUGACGAGAAGUCACUCGGAAGCCAGCGCCAUCGAGUACGCCAGGAAAUUGAAGAAACUGAACCAGAGUCGUCGAUCUUCCUCGUCGCCAAUGGAUCAGCUGUCUCCGGAGAACGAGACUCUGGAAAGGCGGAACUUGAAGAGCAUCCUGAAGAACCUGUCGGCCAGCAGCAGAACGGGUAGUUCCGAGACGUCGACGAGCACUCUGGAUCGCGAGGCUGCCACUGCCGAACUGAGGAAGUUGAUGAGGGCUCCAACUAUAGAAGGUUACGCCGCGCGGCACUCGAAGCUCUCGAAGAGUGUCACGUUUAAUAAGUAUACGCUGCAAAGCCCGCCGUCCGAGCAGAUCCCGGGGAAUUAUCCACUUGGGUCUCAGUUGCCCGACUCCCAAGAGCAGGCCUCACUGCCACCGCCCAAUAAACUCAGUUUCCGUCCUUUGGGCAGCGGAGGUAUCCUGCAAAUGGUAUCUCGGCCACGAGAAGAGGAAUACGUAGGGGAGCUGGUGUCUGGUAUCAGGGAAGUCAUCAAGGGUCGCCUCGAGGACAUCCAGUCGAAAUUCGAGCGGCAAUUCACGUCGCUGGAACUCGAGAUUCGCAAACGAGACGAGAUAAUAUCUCAGCUCCAGACGAGGAUACAGGAGCUGGAGCAACGAGAGUCGCAGAACGCCGACGAGUCUCUGGGGGACAGCACGGAGCACGACGCAUCGUUGGAAGAGGAUUUGGACGACGACCGCGAGGAUCAUCCUUUCAUGAGGGACGGCUCUGUGGACACAGUCCUGACCACUCGUUCGCAUUACAAGCGGUCGUCGCCGUCCAUGGAGUCCGCCUCGCACAACAGGAGGUCCUGGGAGGAGCACUCCGAAGAGGAGACGCUGGAGCUCCAGGAGUUGCCCAGCUCGAUCGUUCCUCAGAGUCUGUGGAAGGGCGACGUGGCGAUCGACCUGGAAUCGAACAGCGACAGCAGCAGAUCGGAGGACGAGCUGGAGGACAGGGCCGGGAGGAGCGACAGCGGGAACGAUGAGGACGACGAAGAGGAGGUGAACCAGGACGGUCACAAUAACUGGGAAGUGGCGAUGCUCGCUCAGGAACUCGAGUCCAGACGGAGGAGCAGCGAAAACUCCAGCCCUGGUUCCUAGCGCAUUAACGAGAUCCUAGACGUGCUGUGUUACCUCACGAACACCUUGCACCCCGAGGGAUGGUGCAACGGGCCGGCUGCCGCCGGUACUGCAGCUUUUUGCGAAAACGAUUGCCCUUACUUGCAGUUAGACUUCGAUAGUUUGACCAGUUGUAGCGAGACUAUGAUGUAAUCUUGUCUUGUCGGGAAGAUUGUUCCUUUUCUAUGACCCCUGAGCGUCGAGUCUCGCUCCGUACUCGAAUCGAUCAUUUUUCCUUGUUCCAAAAUCGAGAUUGCGAAGGUGGAAUCGAAAUAUGUCGUAGCGCGCGUGAAAUUAAGGGAAGCUUAAGUCACCGAUCUUUACAGUUUCAGUUUAUGAAAAAAUGCAUUCAAUUUCGCUGUUUUGUGCGUGCUUUCCCGAAUACAUUUCACCUUGCAAUUUGACCUUCCUUGGUUCUAGAUGGAGAUUACGAGGUGGAAUCGAAAUAUGUUGAAGCACCCGUGAAAUUAGGGGAAGUUUAAGUCAUCGAUCUUCAAAAUUUGUGUUUGGUAAAAAGUACAGGAUGAUCGUAUAAUAAAAGUUUGUUCGAAAUAAUCGAAUCUAAAAAUAUUAUAUACUACUAGCUGUCCCCGACUUCUAGAUAAAUAAAAAAGAAUGGAAAGAGAAAGCACACAUCUCUGAUAUGUUAAAAUAAUCCGAUUAAACGAAUUAUAUUCGAACUGAAGCACUGAAAAUAUUAAAAAUAUUACAAAUCUAUGCUAACUUCUAAUUUUACGUAGACAACAACAUAUUUCGACUUAAUCAGUAUCCCUGAUCUUCAACACAGAAAUCAAUCAAUUCGACAUGAAAUGACCUGACUAUAAUUUACAAUUGAUUCGCCUUCUCUUUCUCUGCAUAUAACAAUCACUUUUUUUCUCAAGAUGUAAUUCUAAUAAUUUUUUACCAUCGAUAAUCACCUCUUUUCAUUCAUCUUUAGGUAACUUCCACAUUUACUUCAUCUGAAAUGAUGUUAAAAUUUUCCAAUUGCUAAAUUCUUCUUGGUUCGAUAAAGGGACUCCAAUGAUUCCAAAAAGUGAAAUUAAACUACGGUAUACUUAUAACGUGUCUAGUGAGUAACCAUAUGAUUUUCUCUUCCCCAAUUCUAAAGUUCAUAGUGAUUUAAACUUAUAUUUAGAUACUCAUAUCUAUUAUAAAGACUUAACUAAAGCUAAUAAAUUACAAAUCCUUUCAAACUACUGUUAUCGAGAAAUGAAGAUGCAAAAUAUUUCUGAAUGUUAACGCGACGUGUAUUAACGAGUGUACAUUCAUCGUGUUUCGUUUUGAAAAUUGAUUGUCCGCCUUCUGCCUUCGAUUCUGUCGAUAACAUUCCAUUUAACAUCCGUAAAGGGCCAGAUGUCAAAGGGUUCAACAGUUCCCCGAAAUUAAUUAAGUAAUACCGAAAAUUUCCAACCUCGCGGCUGUACAGGGUGUCCUGUAAUUCGUGAUAUAAUCGAAAAAAGAGUGAUACGUUAUUAAAAAAUUGAUGGAAAACGUUGAACAAAAUGUUUAGUUCCAAGUUGAUCCAUUGAAAUAUUACAAAGUUUCGUUGGAAUUCCAACCGGACGGGUCAUUCUUUAUUUACGAGUAUUACGAUAAGGUCAGGAAGUGUAAGUUCUGAUAACACUGAUUCAGUCGUCAAUUAUUUACGUUCGAACAGACUUUAAAAUGCUGCAACUGUGAUUCAAUCUAUUUCUUUUAAAUUUUAAACAAUUUGCACUAUUCUUCGUGUAAUCGAAUUUUCCAAAAAAGUUCCACCAAAAUUAAUUCAAUCUGGUUACUUAAGAAUAACUUUAAAAUUAAAUUUUCACUAUUCAAUUUUCAAGAUUCAAUCUUUCCUGGAAUUGAAUAUUUCGAAAUCUGUUUGGGAAGUAUUUUAAUUCCCAUUUCUGUCUUGUUAUUUAAAAGAGAAUUAUCCCUUUUUUUUUGUUUAUAUUGCAAGUUACAAGACAUCCUAUAGAAAUGUUAUUACCUCGUGAGAUAUCGCGUGCAUGGUACAAAUGACGAUUAUUUUAUAUUAAUACUCCUCUGGUUAUCCUUCGAUAGCGCUAAUUGUGAUUGAUAUCGGUCAUUUUCAGGUAAUCCAAUUGUUAUUAAUAUUUUGAAUUUGUUAUGUUCAGUAUACACAACGUAAAAACAAUAGGAGACGAUAUUUAAUUUCCAUAAAGUGAUUUGCUCGUGGAUUUAAUCAAUAUUUUGAGACAGUAUUGCGAAUAAUUAUUACAAUUAAUUGUCCCUGUCCCUUCCUUUCUCACAACUGUUAGAAUUUACUAAUUUCCGAAACAAAUUUCUCCUGUCCAUGCGCAAAUAGUAGAUUACAAUUUCGACUAGAACAAUCGAUUAAGUUUCCCUACCAUUUAAUAUGCACAAUAAGUAGCUACGUACAGUUAUCCUCUUAAUUGCAAAAACAAAUCGAGUAGAGGUAGGCCAAGUUUCUUGAAGUUAAUUAUUAGAGUUAAUUAAAUUUACUUUAUUUACUAUAAGAUUCAAUUGCAUUCAUUCUAAAAUAAAAAGACAUAACUCUAUUUAUUUUCACAUCAAAGUCAACGAUUCUUUUUCAUUUUAAUAAAGGAAUUUUUUCCUCUUGUGUACCUGUACUUACAUACAGUUGUGCAGUUUCAUAAUCAAACUGUGCAAUUUUUAUUUACUCCCGUGGGAUACUUUAUUUAAAUUAUUCAGCCCUUGAAUUGUAAAUAAUCACAGGUGCCUGAGAGGAUAUUAUACUUGGAAUGUUUAGAAUUAAAACGUAAGCACCUAUCUCAAUAUGUAACCAUGUACACCAGACGAACAUUAACCGGUAAAUUUAAGCUCUCAUUCCGCGCUAGAUUUCCAUCGAAAAUUUAUUCGAUCGCGAUAUAAUUAUUUCCUAAUUUAUUCGACACGGUAAUUACGAAUUAUUUGUCACUCCCUUUCAUAGCGUUUCAUUUAUAACUCGAUACAAACUUUCAUUUGCAGACCAACACGUACUUCUAUAAAUUCAAAUAAUUAUGGAUAUGUUCUUACAAAAAUGUAUAUCCACACACAUAUACGAAUACUUACACACACACACGUACACAGAUAAUUCCAAGAAAUGUACAUACAUAUAAACGAACGAUUUUAAUUUCGCGAUAUCGAAACGUUACUUAAGAAUUCUGCAAAUUUUCCGUAGAUCUAAAAUUUGCGCAAUUUUUAAUUCCCCUCAAGAUCCUCCUCCUCCUCCUCCUCCUCCUCCCCCCCUCUCGAACCCCUCCCACGGUCAUUUACAUUUCUGAAAAGCUGCACCACAAUCGAACAGAGGAUACAUAUUCGGCGCCACGAAGUAACGAGUAAAAUAAUUUCGAGGAAAGUGGUGUAUUAUAUAUACACACACACACACACAAACAUACAACACGCAUAUAAUUUAAUUGAAACGACAAACCUUAAUGGGAAUAUGUGACGUAUACUGACCAGACCAAGCUCAAUAAUUCUAGAGUCUUUACAAGGUGAAUAAAUCUGUUAAGUGACAAAUGACUAUUACGUAAGAGAAGAAAUUCUAUUAAGAUCUUGUACAUACUAGCCUAUAAUUUAUUUAUCUAUGAACGCGAGGAACCGUGCGAAUGGUUAUUUAGAAAGCGGCGAUAAUUAUAGGAGAGGUGUGACUUACGAUGUUGUUAGAGUGUGUGAGUGUGCGUGAGAGAGUGAGAGCAAGAGACGAAAUGAGAAGAAGCGUGAAGAAUAAGAGAGUACGAGUGAAAGAUAAUGAAAGUAAGAAAUUGGGGGAGAAUAAUGGAUUCGCAGGGGUUUCGAUCGACUAUACGGUGAAAAGCAUCUUAGAUGCUGAUAUGUACCUACUACGCGAAUGAAAAGAGUAUAUAAUAAAGUAAACAAUGUUUUCAAG